Babesia bigemina is the source of this 3342-nucleotide messenger RNA. RefSeq names its product 200 kDa antigen p200, putative. The coding region runs from base 1 to 3342 and encodes 1113 amino acids. The record is from RefSeq and is a predicted model, not a curated record. Lineage: Eukaryota; Apicomplexa; Aconoidasida; Piroplasmida; Babesiidae. The transcript is spliced from 2 exons.
AUGGCGCAGGUCCCCAGUCUCCGUUUUCUACGUAAUGCGCGAGGCUUCUUCGUUCUGGCGCUAAUUCAAUGUCUGAUUGCAAACACCGCUAGUGCCUAUCAUGCUGGAUCUUCCGCCCAGCGUAACUUAUAUAAAAAUGAUUUCUUAUCGACGCAACAUCCUACUGCAUCAUUCUUGGCAUUAGGUUCGAGGUCUUCAUCGAGGAGUCAUACACCUAUUUUCCUUGAAGACGCUGAUACCACCUUUAGCACGAUAUCAGUGCAGCCUUCGUCGAUGAAUGUGCAGAGCGUUUUGUCAAGGUACAACAGGCAGGCUUUGGAGGAACUGAAGGCGCAACCCACUGACAAGUGUUCUGAAUGGGAACCGUUGACAAACUGUUCCACAAAGCAAGCGUUACAUUGUAUGAAGCCAUUGGAUACGAGCAUUACCAUGCUAUGUUUCAAUGACACCUGCGGUACCUGGUCGCCUUGGACAAUAUGCAACAAUCAGUUGCAGUAUCGCUUCCGCCCCGAAUGUGCUGGUGACAGUAUACAAUACAGGGAGUGUAGUGGGAAUAACUAUGCUAUUUUCAAGAUUGAGGAAGCCAAGCGUCUAGCUAAGGAGAAGGCAGAACGCGAGGCUAAGGAGAAGGCUGAACGCGAGGCUAAGGAGAAGGCAGAACGCGAGGCUAAGGAGAAGGCAGAACGCGAGGCUAAGGAGAAGGCAGAACGCGAGGCUAAGGAGAAGGCAGAACGUGAGGCUAAGGAGAAGGCAGAACGCGAGGCUAAGGAGAAGGCAGAACGCGAGGCUAAGGAGAAGGCAGAACGUGAGGCUAAGGAGAAAGCAGAACGUGAGGCUAAGGAGAAGGCAGAACGUGAGGCUAAGGAGAAAGCAGAACGUGAGGCAAGGGAGAAGGCUGAACGUGAACAGCGCGAACGCGAAAAGGCUGAACGCGAGGCAAGGGAGAAGGCUGAACGUGAACAGCGUGAACGAGAAAAGGCUGAACGUCUAGCUAGGGAGAAAGCAGAACGUGAGGCAAGGGAGAAAGCUGAACGUGAACAGCGUGAACGAGAAAAGGCUGAACGCGAGGCAAGGGAGAAGGCUGAACGUGAACAGCGCGAACGCGAAAAGGCUGAACGUCUAGCUAGGGAGAAAGCAGAACGUGAGGCAAGGGAGAAAGCUGAACGUGAACAGCGUGAACGAGAAAAGGCUGAACGCGAGGCAAGGGAGAAGGCUGAACGUGAACAGCGCGAACGCGAAAAGGCUGAACGCGAGGCAAGGGAGAAGGCUGAACGUGAACAGCGCGAACGCGAAAAGGCUGAACGUCUAGCUAGGGAGAAAGCUGAACGUGAACAGCGUGAACGAGAAAAGGCUGAACGCGAGGCAAGGGAGAAGGCUGAACGUGAACAGCGCGAACGCGAAAAGGCUGAACGCGAGGCAAGGGAGAAGGCUGAACGUGAACAGCGCGAACGCGAAAAGGCUGAACGUCUAGCUAGGGAGAAAGCUGAACGUGAACAGCGUGAACGAGAAAAGGCUGAACGCGAGGCAAGGGAGAAGGCUGAACGUGAACAGCGCGAACGCGAAAAGGCUGAACGUCUAGCUAGGGAGAAAGCAGAACGUGAGGCAAGGGAGAAAGCUGAACGUGAACAGCGUGAACGAGAAAAGGCUGAACGCGAGGCAAGGGAGAAGGCUGAACGUGAACAGCGCGAACGCGAAAAGGCUGAACGUCUAGCUAGGGAGAAAGCAGAACGUGAGGCAAGGGAGAAAGCUGAACGUGAACAGCGUGAACGAGAAAAGGCUGAACGUCUAGCUAGGGAGAAAGCAGAACGUGAACAGCGCGAACGCGAAAAGGCUGAACGUCUAGCUAGGGAGAAAGCAGAACGUGAGGCAAGGGAGAAAGCUGAACGUGAACAGCGUGAACGAGAAAAGGCUGAACGCGAGGCAAGGGAGAAGGCUGAACGUGAACAGCGCGAACGCGAAAAGGCUGAACGCGAGGCAAGGGAGAAGGCUGAACGUGAACAGCGCGAACGCGAAAAGGCUGAACGUCUAGCUAGGGAGAAAGCUGAACGUGAACAGCGUGAACGAGAAAAGGCUGAACGCGAGGCAAGGGAGAAGGCUGAACGUGAACAGCGCGAACGCGAAAAGGCUGAACGUCUAGCUAGGGAGAAAGCAGAACGUGAGGCAAGGGAGAAAGCUGAACGUGAACAGCGUGAACGAGAAAAGGCUGAACGCGAGGCAAGGGAGAAGGCUGAACGUGAACAGCGCGAACGCGAAAAGGCUGAACGUCUAGCUAGGGAGAAAGCAGAACGCGAGGCUAAGGAGAAGGCAGAACGCGAGGCUAAGGAGAAGGCAGAACGCGAGGCUAAGGAGAAAGCAGAACGUGAGGCUAAAGAGAAAGCAGAACGUGAGGCUAAGGAGAAAGCAGAACGUGAGGCUCGUGAAAAGGAGGAGGCUGAACGUCUUGCCCGUGAGCAGGAAGAACGUGAGGCUCGUGAAAAGGAGGAGGCUGAACGUCUUGCCCGUGAGCAGGAAGAACGUGAGGCUCGUGAAAAGGAGGAGGCUGAACGUCUCGCUCAAGAACAGGCUGAGCGUGAGGCUGAGGAGGCUCGUCGUUUAGCUCAAGAACAGGCUGAUCGUGAAGCUCUUGAAAAGGAGGAGGCUGAACGUCUUGCCCGUGAGCAGGAAGAACGUGAGGCUCGUGAAAAGGAGGAGGCUGAACGUCUCGCUCAAGAACAGGCUGAGCGUGAGGCUCGUGAAGCUGAAGAGGCCGAUCGUCUUGCCCGUGAGCAAGCUGAACGUGAGGCUGAAGAGGCUCGUCGUCUAGCGCAAGAACAGGAAGAACGUGAGGCUCGUGAAGCUGAAGAGGCCGAUCGUCGUGCGCGUGAGCAAGCUGAACGUGAGGCUGAGGAGGCUCGUCAAAAGGAGGCCGAACGUCUUGAGCAUGAGCAGGAAGAGCCCGAAGCUCGUGAACAACAGGAUGGGGAAUCUAUGUCUCCAGAAGAAGCCCGUCCCACACCCUACACCAUGGUCAGGGAGCUGAAUGAGGAAGCUUCGCUUGAGGAUGAGGAAAAGCAAGAACAUGAGCAAAAGGAUUCUGAAUAUGAUGAGAAACAGAGUGAAAACAAUUCGAAGUACUCUACUAUAUCCAUGGUAAAACAUGCAUCCGUAGGUUUAGCUGCCGUUGUUUCCGCUGUUGUCGGUUCCUAUGUGUACAGCAAAGGCCCGUCAGCUGCAGCAGGCUUAGCCAGCGGUGUUGCUGAGCAGGGGUUCGACGACGGAGCGUACGGAGCAAGGAAGGAGGAUGACAUCGAAACGAAGAUACAGCUGGAAGAGAAUUUCUGGGCGGAGGGUGAUGACUCUUAG